This is a messenger RNA of Sinocyclocheilus grahami, 2871 nucleotides long. Its product is annotated as F-box only protein 33. Gene Ontology annotation, biological process: positive regulation of protein ubiquitination. The record is from RefSeq and is a predicted model, not a curated record. NCBI's taxonomy places the organism in Eukaryota, Metazoa, Chordata, Actinopteri, Cypriniformes, Cyprinidae. Gene Ontology annotation, molecular function: protein binding. The coding region runs from base 208 to 1650 and encodes 480 amino acids. The transcript has 5 exons.
UUCUGUUGCUUUCUUCGAGCUCUUCCGCAGCGUCAACCAGGAAGUGACGUCCCAUGAAAGCGAAAGUGGACUAAUCCAGUAGUAUUGAAGGCAAAGCUCAUCGCGCAGUUGUUUGUUUUUACUCAGCGCGGAGCGGAGAGGAGAGGCGCGGAGUUGUGUAACGGUUACGGUUUUUUAAUCUUCAUUGCAUCUUUCCAGCCUCUUGCCAUGGCUCUGUGCAGUAGCGUCGGAGCCUUGGCGUUACCCAGCGAGCUUAUCGUUCACAUAUUCUCCUUCCUGUCAGACCGUGACAAGCUCCGGGCCUCGGCCGUAUGCUCUCGCUGGAGGGAGUGUCUCUUCUACCCUGCGCUGUGGACGGAGCUCAAGCUGCGCGUCGGUGGCGGAACCAACGGCGGCGGAUCUGGACCGGAACAAACCCCGCGGUUAGAGUUCCUCAUGCGCAAGUUCGGCUCGUUCGUGCGGGAGCUGCAGCUGGAGUUCGCCCCGCUGGACGGAUGUUUAAGCCCGCUGCAGCACGGAGUGGAAGCCGUCGAGAGUUCAUCUGGUCUCUUGUUUACAUUUGCAAGACACGAGACUCAUACUACUACUUUUUUUUUCCUCUAUAGAAAUCUCCAGAAGCUGAGUCUCUAUGGGGACACAUGCAUUCUUCAGGAUGAUGGCAUUUUGGACAGCUCUUACCUCAGCCAGGUCGACCAAGGGGGCAAGAAAAUGAAAGAGAUGCAGCAGCUCUUCGAAGAGAUCCUGUCCAACAGCAGGCAGUUGAAGUGGUUGUCGUCUGCGUUCAUGCUCGGUGUGGUGACCCCCUGCUCUCUGGCCUCUCUCUCCAACCCCAGCACCAGCUCCCUCGAGCACCUCAGUCUGAUCGACAGCCAGCUGCCCAGCCUGAUUUCCACCAUCGAACUGGAAAGGCUCACUAACCUGCAGUCUCUGUCUCUAGACUUCUGCGAUUUCACCUCAGACAUGUGCUGUCUCCUCGCUGGCGGUGACCGAGCGCCCCUCCACCGCCUCUCCCUCUUGCUCAACGGCACUGCUUUGGACGUCAAGCCUUUGGAUGGUACCGCCACCGAGGACGAUUGGAAAGCCCUGGUCCGUCGCAGCACCAACCUCCGCGUCUACAUCAUGGCGAUGGAUGUGUGCAGCCAGGACCUUCUGCGUGUGCUGAAGCCCAGCGUGCCCCUGGAGCGGAUCCAUUUGGACAGCUACAGCACGCUGGUGACGGAUGGUGUCGUGGAGCUCAUCUCACAGCAGUACCACAAAACCCUGAGCCAUUUCAUCUUGAUGAGAGAUGACGCUGGAUUCCCAGACCUCAGCGUCAACCGCAACGAGGACCCACUGGUUCUCCUCGCCUGGCGCUGUGUGCACCUCGCUGUCCUGAUCAUCCAUGGCUACACUGUGUGGUCGCACAACCUGGUGGCCAUCUCUCGCCUGCGUGGGUCCAACCUCAAAGUCCUGGAGGUGUCCGAAGAGAGCAUCGACUUUGACCCGGACCAGUCGGUGCACAUCGAGGGCGACCCCGUCCACAACCUAGUCAAGGAGGUGUCCCUGGGCUUGGGCCGCGUCUGGCAUGCCUCCAUAGACAACAGCUUGGUCCUGAACGAACCCACUCAGCACUUCCACCGUGAGAUGCAGAGUUUCAGCGCGGGCAUGUAGACGCAAACCCCCUCUCUAACCCUGUGCUUGGUGAUCUUUCACUAAAUGGGCCCUUCUCAUUUUACAUAGUUUUUUUUUUUCUUUCAUUGCUUUUUGAUUUUGUUUUUGUUUAUUCUUGUAGUGUGAAUUUAAUCCUUUAUAUGUGCUGUGUUUAAUCAGUAUUAGCUCUAUAUUUAUAUCUAUAUCUAUAUAUCCUGCUUAUAACUAGGAAAGUAUAGUUGGGUAUUGGUUUAGUAGCUAAUUGAGUGAAUGGUAGAGAGGGGCUUUUAUACAGCUAGCUUACAAGUUGUACAGUGAGUUGUUCAUUCUCUCGCUUUGUCUGUUUGUUGGUUUCCCCCUAGAAAGUGUGGAGUUACCUCAAACUAUCAAUUGAUCCUUCUUGGCUUCUGCAACGACGAAAUCCCACGUUCACGUUGACCUUUUUAUAGGGAGAUUAGUCUUCUAGCCAAGGGACAGGACUGAUCCACAGCAGUUACGACACUUCCUCAUUGUUCCUCAAUAUGUAAUUGUUAUUCAGAAAUGAGGAUUGGUGGAAACAACGUGUUUGGGACGCAGAUCCCGCUGGAUUUUCUCAACCUGGAAGUAGACGCACCUCUGCUGGUGAAACCAAUCGUAGAGGUUUUCAGUCUGGUGUUUGACACCUGCAUGCUGACCGCCCUGCAGCACAAUAUCUGGGCCCAGCCAUAGGUGUUUUGUUCCUUUUCUUGUUUUCUUGUGUGUUGUUGUUUUAAGAAGUCCUUCCCGUCUGUCUCAGGUAGGCAAAAAUUAUAUGACAAGGAAGAUGAAGAUGAAGGUUAAGAUAUUUUGGUAAGAGUGAAAACAAUCAGCUGUUCCGUCAGUUUUAAUUGUUCUUCUUGAGUCACAGUUGCCUUGAACUCCCCCUUACUACUUCAUAAUCAAUGUGAUUUUGGCCUCGGCCUCAGUCGGUUCGGAGUUAACGUCUUUGUAAUUCCCUACUGAAGUGCGUCAACUCGAUGGUAAUUGAGGGUGAACGCGCUCCGAACGGAUUGAAUCCAGGCCGUGGUAUUUCAUCUGUAAAGCAUUAGAUGGCGGGAGACAGACGUUUGCUUGUUCCAUAUCUCAGGAUUCCUGCACUUGCGGUACUUUUCCAGCCGAAAGCUUUUGUUGAAGCUUCGUUCAAAGGGUUGGCGUGCUCGAUGGGCAAGACUUUGUAGUGUUUUUGGAGGAAAGAUAGCUCUUCCAAAAGAAUGCGCUUUAGAA